AUGGCUGGCCCACCCAUUACAGAUGAAACAGCACGCUUCAUGGGGGACUCAACCGGCUGCUGGUGGAAGGGAGGAGUGAGGAGCCCACAGGGAAUGGUUACCGGGCGAGACAUCCCGGAAUCAUCUAGAAAAACAGCACGUGAGAAACUUGAGGUUGAAACCAUUGAGACAAGCAAGCUUCGACAUAAAAAAAUUAACCUACAGGAUGAAAUCAAAAAUGAAAUAUCAGCUUGUGUAGCUGCAGCUAGAGAAGAUAAUGCUGCAGUGUUGAAUCAACUUCAGUCUGAGCUGAAAUCUGUAGUAGAUGACAUACAAUCCAUGGAGGAGAAGCAACAAAUCUUUGAACAAGAAAAUGCUGUUCUGCUUCGGGAGAGAGAAAACAUUAAAGGAAACUAUGGAGAAGCUGUUGAUCAGAUGAAUCAGCAGCUGUCAAAAAAAGCUGGUACAAAGAUACUGCUUACGGAAAAACAGAAUGAGAUCCAGUCAUUGAAGGACGAAAUUGUCCAGGUGGAAAUAGCCCAACGGGACCUAAAAGAAAACAUGAUUCAGAAGAGGAAAACAUUUGCUGAAAGCAAACACACUAUAGAAAAGGAGAUAGAGGAAACUGUUCUUAAGAUUAAAGAACAAAGAAAAAUCUAUGCAGAAACACGCAGGGAAAUGGUUAUCAUUACAUCAGAGCUACAAGACAAGGAGGAGACAGUCACACAGUGUGAAAACCAUAUCUCCCAGUUGGAGAAAAACAUCGCUGGACUGAAUGCAUCUAAAAUAAAGUCCAAAGAUUGGCUUCAUGAGGAGAGCAGUAAGACAGAAGAACUUGAUCGACAAAAGUAA
This is a messenger RNA of Pimephales promelas (fathead minnow), 831 nucleotides long. NCBI's taxonomy places the organism in Eukaryota, Metazoa, Chordata, Actinopteri, Cypriniformes, Leuciscidae. The record is from RefSeq and is a predicted model, not a curated record.